Molecule: messenger RNA, 1023 nt
Organism: Anarrhichthys ocellatus (wolf-eel)
Lineage: Eukaryota; Metazoa; Chordata; Actinopteri; Perciformes; Anarhichadidae
Product: intestine-specific homeobox
Exons: 5
Coding region: 208-858 (216 amino acids)
Biological process (GO): regulation of transcription by RNA polymerase II
Molecular function (GO): DNA-binding transcription factor activity, RNA polymerase II-specific; RNA polymerase II transcription regulatory region sequence-specific DNA binding
Source: RefSeq, a predicted model, not a curated record
ACAAAGUUUUCAGAGAGGAGGAGAAGAAGAAGAAGUCUUUAGCCUGAGACGUGGUAAUAAGAGGAUGUUUUGAGCUCCUGAAUACCGGUGAAUGGUGAAUGGUGAGUCUGUACCACUACUGUUCUUCAUUUGAUGACAAAGUUGCUGAUGGCGGGGGAUAAACUGCUGGAGAUGUGGAAUAGAUGAGAUACGGAGAAAGAGUCCCGCAUGGAUCUAGAAAUGGAAUCCCAGCCACACAAGACAUUACCACAUUCGAUUGAAGAAAUUCUGAGGAGGCCCACGUGUGUCAGGAGAGAGAAAUGUGUUCAUCGCAACUGGUCUGUUAUCAAGGAGAACACCAGAAUAUCUAACCAGCUCUCUUGUGUAGAAACUCCACAAAUCAGACAACUUGAAGAGCCUCCAAAAGUGACCACAGACUGCAUGAGUCAGAGGAAAAGGAGGCAAACGAGGGUCACUUUUACACCCUUUCAGGUGCAGGAGCUCGAGAAAGUCUUCCAGCAGACUCACUAUCCAGACGUCAACAGCAGAGACCAGUUAGCCUCUCGCCUGCACCUCACCGAGGGCCGAAUACAGAUUUGGUUCCAGAACCGCAGAGCCAAAUGGAGGAAGGCUGAAACGCUGAAGGAUAUAGAACUGAUGGCCAGACAGCACAUGCAGCCAGCCCGUCAUCACCUGCUUUAUUAUGAGCUCUUACAGAAGGCCCAGCAGCAGACGGUGUGCUGGCUGCCAUGCUGCUUACCUAAACCCCUUCAAUCAAGGCUGUUCCUCAGAGCGACUUCAACACCCGGCUUGCUGACCGACACACAUUCCUCAGGUCACAGGACUCUGUAUUUUGACCCGCUGGAGACAGACAGAUAGCAACUUUGGUAUUCUUACAAAUGAUGACACCACUGUGUUGAAUCACGUCGUGCUGAGUUCCUGGUGAUACACAAAAGCACUGCGGGCCAGGCUGUAAUCUCUAAACUAUAACGACUGUAUAUAUACUGUGUUGACAACAUGAAAUAAAGUUUGCAUUUUAACAAA